Aspergillus pseudonomiae is the source of this 1492-nucleotide messenger RNA. RefSeq lists its product as uncharacterized. Lineage: Eukaryota; Fungi; Ascomycota; Eurotiomycetes; Eurotiales; Aspergillaceae. The transcript has a single exon. Bases 105 to 1469 code for a protein of 454 amino acids. Gene Ontology annotation, molecular function: acyltransferase activity, transferring groups other than amino-acyl groups. The record is from RefSeq and is a predicted model, not a curated record.
AUUUAGUCCGUCGGUCGUCUCCUGAGUUCACCUUCUACCAGGUUUGAUAGCCUAAACAAUCUCCGCGUCUGCUCUCAAUCACAUUGCAAGCCGAGGUCACCAAAAUGACUAUCUUCGAACAUGUGCAGGACGUUAUCGGCCAACUUCCAGUUCUCAAAAGUUACAGCCAUAUGCUGAUAUGUUUCCCUGUUGAGGAUGGUAAGCACGAAGCUGCCAUCCAGAAUAUCGAGCGCGCUGUUCGCCUCGUGAUGAAGACAUUUCCGUAUCUCUCUGGAAAGGUUCUCAAUGAGGGUAUUUGUGCUGGAAGUUCCGGGACGUUCAAGGUCGAGAGCUGCGAGGAAUGGGAAAGUGCGGACUAUGUCUUCGUACGCGUCCAGGAUCGCACCGCCGAAUGUGCUUCGUAUGAUGAGCUGUGUGCCGCCCAUGGGCCAUCUUCCAUGUUACCAGGGCAUCUGUUGAGUUCACGAGUGGCGUUUCCGGAAACGUACCAGGACAAAGAAGAAAGCCCGGCUCCUGUCCUAGACUUUCAGGCAAACAUCGUCCGCGGCGGAUUGUUGCUGGAUUUGGCCGCCCAGCACAAUAUCAUUGACGGGACGGGGCUUUUCCAAAUCAUGAACUUGUUGGCCACCGCUUUGCGUGGAGAUCAGUUCCCUCUCUUCCAACUCCACGAAGGAAACCGCGACCGUCGCUCUUUGAUUCGAUUGCUCGGCCCAGAUGAGCCCCUGCUGGACCAUAGCGAGCUCAAACCUCCUGUCAUUAUGAAGGCGCCUCCCCCGUCGGAUGUACUGGCUCCGUACAAAUGGCGAUAUUAUCGGUUCCCGGUGGACUCAGUGAACAAGAUCAGAGAUCUGGCAAAUAGUAAGCCAGAAGAUUUCGACCCCUGUACAGAGUCCCUGUCUCUAAACGAUGCCAUCACUGCGUUCUGUUGGCAACGGAUCACGACCAUCCGUCUAAAGAAGCUCAAAACGCCCACCGCGUUCUCAAAGCUCAGCCGAGCUGUCGACUUUCGUCGUAUUAUGAGACUUACUCCGGCCUACUUAGGCCAUAUGGUCCGCGUCUGCAAUACGCGGCUCACUUUCGAAGACAUCGUCGAAAGCUCCCUCUCGCGACUUGCGUCGAUCCUCCGCAAAGACAUACAGGAAAUCAGCAACGAAUAUGCCCUCCGUAGCUACGUCACGUUCCUCGCGAAUGAGCCGGAUAAAUCGGAUAUUGCUUAUGGCGGGUGCUUCAACCCGCAGACGGACUUCUCCUGUUCGUCUAUUGCGCAUGUUAAGGCUCCUGACUUCGGGCCGCUAGGGAAGCCUGGACUUAUGAGGAGACCGACAUUCCAACCUUUGCCUUGCUCGUCGUACAUUGCUCCGAUGUUACAUGGAGAGGGUAUGGAGGGCCUGUUUUGUUUGCACGAGAGUGACAUUGAGGCUCUGGCGGAGGAUGAAAUGUGGAAGAAAUUCGUUGAGUAUAUUGGGUAGGCUUCGGUUAUGCGGUCAUUGCG